Molecule: messenger RNA, 2560 nt
Organism: Chironomus riparius
Lineage: Eukaryota; Metazoa; Arthropoda; Insecta; Diptera; Chironomidae
Source: the annotation of a GenBank genome assembly
CUGAAAUAAGUUCAAUUGACAUGUGAUUGUGAAAUUAUUAGGUUUAAUUUUUUUUUUGGGAAUAUAUUUUAUUCAUAAGAUGCUAAAGUGGAACAAUUUAUUACAGCACAAUGAUUUUGUGAUUCUUCUGAAUUGUGUAAAUUUUUUAAAUAAAUAUAUCGUGAGAAAUUAGCAGGCAAAUAAUUUUCACAGAAAAGUAUAAACCAUUAAUAUGGACCCAAUAAGCAUUGGUGCAUCACAGCUGCAACUAGAAAUUCGCAGUAGUGAAGGAAAGCUCCGUGGCAAUGACACAGGCGAAAAGCAGGAAGAUGCGUUUAAGGAAGUCAUUACAAGCUGUAGGUCAUUAAGUAGUUUCGAGACAACUACCAUAAAAACUGCAAUUCCUCAGAUUAAUGCAGCAAUUGCCGCUGCGAGCUUUCAUAUUUAUGUAGGGAUUGCGUUAAGUUAUUCAGCAGUCUUAGUACCUCAGAUAGAAAGUCCAGACAGUGACAUUCCACAAGCUUCAAAAACCCUAACAUCAUUAUGUGCUUCUAUAGUCGUUCUAAUGGUACCUCUUGGUUCCCUCAUUGCUGGUUAUUUAAUGGAUAAAAUUGGACGUGUUAAUACAAUAAAAGUUGCAAUUUUUCCUGCAAUUAUCGGAUUUGUUGUUGUAGCAACAGCACCAGAUGUAUACUUUAUAUUAGCAGGUCGAAUUUUUAUGGGGGUUGCUUGUGCGAUAGGAACCAGUCCUGCUUAUGUUUAUAUAACAGAGGUUGCAAGACCAGAUCUUAGAGGAUCACUCAUUUCCUCUGCACCAACAAUUGCUUCACUUGGAAUGUGCUUGGCUUAUAUAGGUGGAGCAAUUUUCGAUUGGCGUACAACAGCUUGGCUAGCAAUCAUCUUUGCUAUCCUACCAGUCAUAUUAGUUCAACUUUUUGUCGUUGAAUCUCCAGUUUAUCUCGUGUCAAAAGGACGCAUUGAAGAUGCAGCAAAAUCAUUAACACAUUUGUACAAAAACUAUCCAAAACCUGAUCAAAAUGAAUCUCUUGCUGAUAUGCAUUUACGAGCUUUGUUGCGGGACUAUGAAAAGAAAAUUAUAGGAAACUCUAAAUUAGCGCCUGAAUUAGCAUUGAAAGAGAAUAAAAAGCCAACAAUAUGUCAAAAACUCAGCGAAUUUAAGAAACCAACGGGUUGGAAGCCACUGUUGAUUCUAUUCUUCUUGUUCUUCAUUCAACAGUUUAGCGGAAUUUAUAUCACAUUAUUCUACUCGGUCACAUUCUUACAGGAUGCUGGAGCUGAUGAAAUAGAUCCAUUUAUAUCUUCAAUAUUUCUUGGAGUUGUUCGUUUCAUCAUGUCACUUUUAAAUGCUUGGUUAUUGCGAAAAUUUAAAAGACGCUUUCUUGUUAUGGUGUCAUCAUUUUUCAUGGCUGCUUUUAUGUUCAUUUCUGGUGCUGUAACAAUAUGGAUUGAAGAAGGUGCAAAUGAAUUGCGAAUCGUUCCAGUUAUUUGCCUCUUAGGCUUUGUCUGCACCAGCAUGAUUGGCUUACUCUCAAUUCCAUGGACAUUAACAGCAGAAAUGUUUCCAACAUCGAUACGAAGCAUAGGUCAUAGCAUAACAUUCUCUGUGGCUAAUAUUCUAAUGUUUAUUGCCGUUCAAUGUUAUCGACCAUUAUUAUCAAUUCUCGGUGGAUCACAUGCUGUUCAAUGGUUUUUCGCAUUAUUUGCCAUUUUCGGAUUCUUCUUUGGCUUAUGUAUUCUACCUGAAACACAUGGAAAGAAGUUAUCGGAAAUUGAAGCAUAUUUUGAGAAAAAGAGUCCUGCAAGGAAUCGCGUCAAUGCUAGUGAUAUUUAUAGCGUGUCAGUAAACAAUAAAGAAAUUGAACAAAUGUUAAAGAGGAAGGACACAGCCUAAGUAUUUACACAUGACAAAAAAAAUAUUGAGUAUUCCUUUAGCUAUUAUAGAAUUUAUUGAUGUAUAGGAAAUAAGUUUUAAACGAUGAGCUUCGCAAUGUGACAAAUGAAUUUACGAUUUUUCCUGUCCAAUUAUUUUACACUUCCAAAGGAUGUGCGAUGAAUUUCGUAAAAAUUUUACUCAAUGAUAUCACUUGUUAAUGUAUAAAUAUAGACUCUUUGGCAACUCCUUUAAUGUAACAUGUCUUUAAAGCUUUAUCCCUUCAUAUCCCCAUUCUUGCAAGCACGUAUCAAAUAACGUGAAUGUAAAAGCACAGAAGUGUACUUAUCGAGGAAUGAGAAUAAAUACUUAAUGCACAAAGAACUCUUACCUAAAUACACGGAGAUACACAAAAUAGUCAUUUAAUAAAUCAUUUAUCUGAAAGUACAAUUUUCUCUUUUAAUUAUGAUAAAAGCAAAAUUAUUUUUGAGACAAAGAAAUCUACACAGUUCACAUUAAGAACAAAUUUUUAAGAAAAUACCUUUUGUUGUGUAAACCCGUAUGAAGAAAAUUUUAUUGAAAACGCUUGUUAAGCCCUAAAAAUGUUUUAUUAAUUUUUAUGAUAAUGUAACAUGCUGAUGUGCUGAUUAAAAAUAUAUUAUGCAUAAAAAUUUAAAAAAAAAACUAGCA